Epithele typhae is the source of this 1308-nucleotide messenger RNA. RefSeq lists its product as uncharacterized. The coding region runs from base 1 to 1308 and encodes 435 amino acids. NCBI's taxonomy places the organism in Eukaryota, Fungi, Basidiomycota, Agaricomycetes, Polyporales, Epitheliaceae. The transcript has 3 exons. The record is from RefSeq and is a predicted model, not a curated record.
AUGAAGCUGCCCCACCCUUCCGCAAAACCGAGGAGACGAGGCUCCGACCCCGAGUACGACAAACAGACGGACUACCGCGCGGCGUUAGCAGGGAUUAUGAGCUCAAAAUCAAGACCUUUCGCGGUCUCUGGACGCGUGCCCAUGGACCCCGCGCAGCUCGCGCUCUUCUUCCGAACAAAGGCUGGGAUCAACUACUCGCUCGACUUCCCGAUCGACGUUGAUGUGGACAUGCCCCCUGCGCUGGACAUGCUCAUCGCCUCGUGUCUGUCGCAUCCGACGGCAGACGGAUACGCCGAGAACGAGUCGCUCUACUUCCCGCCCACGCUCCCGCUCACCGCGACGCUCGAGCUUGCGAACCACCCCAUCCUCGACGCCGUCCGCAACUCGCUCUUCCACUCGCUCCCCGUCGGCCACUUCCUCACCGUCGUGCGCGACAAGCUCGAGAUCUGGCCGAAGGGAAACGGGCUCGUCGUCCAGGCGCGCGCGCCCGACAGCCGCGUCGCGACGAUCCUCGUCACGCUCCCCGUCAAGUUCCGCGGCGGGUCGCUGCUCGUGCGCAGCACGGAGGGGCGCGAGGAGAAGUUUUACGGGCGCGGCGGCAAGGGCGCGGACCUCGAGUGGACCGCGCUCAUUGCCGGCUGCGAGUACGAGGUGCAGCCGGUGCGCGCGGGCGCGCGCAUCACGCUCGCCUACGCCGUCCACCUCAAGAGCUUCGGCACGGCGGGGAUCCAGCCCGACCCGCUCAUCACGCCGAGCGACCAGUUCUUGGACAUGCUCUCCCCGGUGCUCAACGCGUCUCGUGGGCGCAAGAUUGCGUUCUACCUCACUGCCGACUACGGCGUCAACCCGGGAGAGGUCGUCGCGGAGUCGUUGGUGCCCAGCCUCAAGGGCGGCGACUCGAUACUGUACCACGCGCUCAAGAUGUACAAGCUCACGCCGGAGCUGCGCUGGACCGCGGGCGGGUAUAUCUGGCCCGUGGGCCAGACAGUAGAGAUGACGCAUGAGAACGCGGACAGCCCGACAGCGUCGGUCGGACGGGGCUCCCUCUCCGGGUCGCACUUGCCGCCGCCGAUACGGGGGCCGUUUAGCUCGUCGGCGUCGGAACCCGGGGAGGAUGAGACGGACGAUCUGCGGCUGAAGGUAGUCAAGAGCGGGGGCAUCCCGCUCGCGGCCGCGGACAUCCUGCUGCUCUCGGACCACGUCACCUUCCCGGGCGUGAUCUCGCGCGAGCGAGUGCCGUUCGUGUCGUCGACGGGGGAGAUGGAGAAGCUGGUGGUGAACGUGCUGAUGGUCGUGUUUGUCCCGUAG